GGCUAACAUUUUUUUUUUAAAAAAAAAAUCGCUUCCACUCUACCUACCACUUCACUCACUAACUUCCCAAGUUCCAAACUCCUGAACCGUUGAAUUCCUCCACCACCGUCGUGGCUCCGAUGGCCGAUUCCGCCGAACCCAUCAAGAUCAUCACCGGCGCCGACUCCUUCGGUUGCGACCUCAAGGACACCUUGGUCGCCCACCUCCGCUCCCUCAACAUCGAAGUUGAGGACCUCGGCACUUCUUCCUACUACUCCGUCGCUGCUGAGGUCGGUCGCCGAGUCUCCUCCGCUGUCGCAGCAUCCUCCGAUGAUUCCAAAGCAGUCGAGACACGUGGCCUUCUCGCAUGCGGAACCGGUGUCGGCGUCGCCAUCUUCGCCAACAAGUUCCCAGGCGUUCUCGCGGCCACUUGCCUCACGCCUGCAGAGGCUCUUAACGCUCGAUCAAUCAACAACUCCAAUGUCCUAGCCGUCUCCGGCAUGUCGACUUCACCGGAAUCCGCCAUCGAAAUCCUCGAUACCUGGCUCAAGACUCCCUUCACAUCGCCGUGCCCUGCCUCCGGGUCCGAGCCAUGGCCGCAGGAGAUUAAAAGUUUUCUAGAAAAUUCGUUGACGGAGAUGCCAAAGAUCGGUGCCGAACUCCCUAAAAUUGAAGAUUCCACUUGCUCGAUAUGUAAUUUGGUGAAGAGUCGGGUGCUUGGUCCGAUCGAUAUGAUCCCCGGUGGGUCCAUGAAGAUCUUAAGAGAAACUCCUACUACGGCGAUAGUGAGGUUCAAAGCCGGGAGCGUUGAGCCUGCUCACCACCACACGUUUGGGCACGAUUUGGUUGUGAUUGAAGGGAAGAAGACGGUGUGGAAUUUGACAAAGAAGGAAAGAUUCGAUUUGACCAUUGGGGAUUACUUGUUCACUCCUGCUGGCGAUGUUCAUAGAGUUCAGUAUCAUGAAGAGACUGAGUUUUUCAUCAAGUGGGAUGGCCAUUGGGACAUGUUCUUCGAUGAAGAUCUUGAGACUGCAAAGAAGGCUAUUGAGAAAGAAUCUGAAAAUGGGUCAAAGUAAAAUGAUCCAAAUAUGCUACUGUAAGUUGAUUUCUUUCAAGGUCUUUAAAGCUGGUUUCUUUAAAGGGUUUUGAGUAAUUUGGAUGAAGCUGAUGUUGUGUGUGUGUGUGUGUGUGUGUGUGUGUAUAAUAAACAAGUUAUGAGUAUUUUGGAUGAAGCUGAUGUUGGAUAUGUAUAAUAAACAAGUUAUUUGUCUAUUAAUAACAUCUUGCGUGUGUA
Molecule: messenger RNA, 1273 nt
Organism: Humulus lupulus (European hop)
Lineage: Eukaryota; Viridiplantae; Streptophyta; Magnoliopsida; Rosales; Cannabaceae
Product: DNA damage-repair/toleration protein DRT102
Exons: 1
Coding region: 120-1055 (311 amino acids)
Biological process (GO): carbohydrate metabolic process
Molecular function (GO): isomerase activity
Source: RefSeq, a predicted model, not a curated record